Trifolium pratense (red clover) is the source of this 3554-nucleotide messenger RNA. RefSeq names its product vacuolar sorting protein 3. Bases 221 to 3205 code for a protein of 994 amino acids. The record is from RefSeq and is a predicted model, not a curated record. Gene Ontology annotation, biological process: endosomal vesicle fusion; autophagy; vesicle-mediated transport. The transcript has 14 exons. Gene Ontology annotation, cellular component: membrane; cytoplasm. Lineage: Eukaryota; Viridiplantae; Streptophyta; Magnoliopsida; Fabales; Fabaceae.
CCUUUUUUCUCUCAUCCAAAUCAAUAGUUAAUUUUUUUUUUUAAUCUAAAUUAACAUGAUUCGGUGGAUUUAGCGAAAAUCCCAAAUUACAUUGCUGAAAUCGAUCAAAUUGAUUCAGUGUAACAGAGUCCAACUAACUAAACAAAAACCUUCAAUACUAACUAAGAGUUAUGCUUUCAAUUAACUAACACCACACUUUCACAAUUCAUCGUUGCUUCCAAUGGCGGCGAAAUUCGAACCAACCACCGCCACAACAACCCGAAUCGUAAUCGAACCACACUCACAAUUCGACCUAUCAACACAUUCUCGCACCACCACCGUCCGAUCUCUCGCCAUCACCACACUUUCCAACAAUCGCACCAUUAUCUACGUCGGAACUCACUCCGGUACCCUCUUUUCCCUUUCCCCUAACCUAAACCACACUAAUUCCUCCCAAAACGGCACCGUUUUACAGAAACUCUCCUUUCUUCGAAGCGUUUCCGUAACAAACUCUUCAGUUGAUGCAAUUUUAGUUUUACCGGAUUUAGAAAAGGUUUUGAUUCUCUCAGAUGGUUCGUUGUUUUUAGUUGAUUCGGAUUUAUCGAAUCGCGCUGUUAGGUUAGGGUUUUCGAAAGGUAUUUCUGUUGUAACGAGAAGAAGAAUGAGAAAUAAUGAAUCUGAAGGUUUGGGUUUAGGUUUGGAUUCUAGUAAUUCCAGUAAUCAUAAGUUUUUGCAUAAAUUGGGAGGGUUUAUAGUGAAAGACGGUGGUGAAUCGCAUAGUGAGGGUUUUGGUGGAUGUGUUUUGGCAAUUGUUAUUGGGAAAAGAUUAGUGAUAGUUGAGCUUGUUGUUAAAGAUGUUAAUAAUGCAUCACUUGUUGUUUUGAAAGAGAUUCAAUGUGUUGAUGGUGUUGUUAGUACUAUGGUUUGGAUUGAUGAUUCGAUUGUCGUUGGUACUGCGAAUGGUUAUAGUUUGAUUUCGUGUGUUAGUGGACAGAGUAGUGUUAUUUUUUCGUUGCCAGAUGUGUCGCGGCCGCCGCGGUUGAAGUUGUUGUAUAGGGAUUGGAGGGUGUUGUUGUUGGUGGAUAAUGUGGGGAUUAUUGUUGAUGAGCAAGGGCAGCCAGUUGGGGGUAGUUUGGUGUUUCGGCAUGGAUUGGAUUCGGUUGGAGAGUUGUCGUUUUAUGUGGUUGUUGUGAGUGAUGGGAAGAUUGAGCUGUAUAAUAAGAAACAUGGGGGAUGUGUUCAGGUUUUGCCGUUUGGUGGGGAAGGGAUUGGACCUUGUGUUGUUGCUAGUGAGGAAGAUAGGGGUGGGAAGCUUGUUGCUGUUGCAACUGCUACCAAGGUUGUGUGCUAUCAGAAAUUACCGUCUGUAGAACAAAUAAAAGACCUUUUGAGGAAGAAGAACUAUAAGGAAGCUAUAUCCUUGGUAGAGGAACUUGAGUAUGAAGGUGAAAUGUCAAAAGACUUGCUCUCAUUUGUUCAUGCUCAAGUGGGGUUCCUCUUGCUUUUUGACUUGCAUUUUGAAGAAGCAGUGGACCACUUUCUGCUCUCUGAGACAAUGCAACCUUCUGAAAUAUUCCCAUUUAUAAUGCGAGAUCCAAAUCGCUGGUCGUUACUGGUUCCUAGGAAUCGGUAUUGGGGUUUGCAUCCACCCCCAGCCCCUCUUGAAGAUGUAGUCGAUGAUGGCUUGAUGACAAUCCAGAGAGCAUCUUUCCUAAGAAAAGCAGGGGUAGAAACAAUUGUAGACAAUGAUCAUUUUCUGAAUCCACCGAAUAGAGCUGAUUUGUUGGAGUCAGCAAUAAAAAAUAUUAGCAGGUAUUUGGAAGCCUGUCGAGAGAAACAAUUAAUGCAGUCAGUCAGUGAAGGGGUUGACACACUAUUAAUGUAUCUCUAUAGAGCUCUAAACCGUGUUGAGGACAUGGAGAGAUUGGCGUCUUCAACAAACUGGUGUGUUGUGGAGGAGUUGGAACACAUGUUAGAAGAGUCAGGGCAUCUACGGACCCUUGCCUUUCUAUAUGCCAGUAAAGGAAUGAGCUCAAAAGCUGUGGCUAUUUGGCGCAUCCUGGCGAGAAACUAUUCAUCUAGUCUACGGAAAGACCCUGCUUUGGAGACUAUUAUACAAGAUAGUGGGGAAAACCUUAUUUCUGGCAAGGCAAUUGCAGCAGCUGAAGCUUCAAAGAUUCUUGAGGAGUCAUCUGACCAAGAUUUGAUUCUCCAACAUCUAGGAUGGAUUGCAGAUAUCAGCCAGCUUCUUGCAGUCGAAGUUCUAACAUCGGACAAACGAGAGAUCCAGCUUUCUCCUGAUGAAGUCAUUACAUCUAUUGAUCCACAGAAGGUCGAAAUUUUACAGAGGUAUCUCCAAUGGUUGAUUGAAGACCAAGACUGCUUUGAUACUCAGUUGCAUACAUUGUAUUCCCUUUCACUUGCCAAAUCAGCAAUUGAAGCCUUUGAGUUUGAAAAUAUCUCUGAAAAUCUUGCUAGUGGAAAUACUGAGAGAACAAAUUUGGCUACUUUAAGGAACUCUAUUUUUCAGAUUCCUGUCAGGGAAAGAUUACAGAUCUUUUUGCAAUCAUCAGAUUUGUAUGAUCCAGAAGAAGUUCUCGACUUGAUUGAAGGAUCAGAAUUAUGGUUGGAAAAGGCUAUUCUAUAUAGAAGAUUGGGGCAAGAGACUUUGGUCCUCCAAAUUUUGGCUUUGAAACUAGAAGACAGUGAAGCUGCUGAGCAGUAUUGUGCCGAGAUUGGAAGAGCCGAUGCCUACAUGCAAUUGCUAGACAUGUAUUUGGAUCCACAAGAUGGAAAGGAUCCCAUGUUUACUGCUGCUGUUCGCCUUCUUCACAAUCAUGGAGAAUCAUUGGACCCAUUGCAAGUUUUAGAGAAACUCUCACCAGAUAUGCCGCUUCAACUUGCUUCGGAGACUUUACUAAGAAUGUUCAGGGCCAGAGUUCAUCAUCAUCGUCAAGGACAGAUUGUGCAUAAUUUAUCUCGUGCCGUAGACAUUGAUGCAAGGUUGUCAAGAUUAGAUGAAAGAUCAAGGAAUGUGCAGAUUAAUGAUGAGAGUCUCUGUGAUUCCUGUAAUGCACGCCUUGGAACCAAGUUAUUUGCAAUGUACCCUGACGAUACUGUUGUAUGUUACAAGUGUUACCGCCGUCAAGGUGAGUCAGUGUCUGUCUCUGGUCGCAAUUUUAAGGAAGACAUCCUAAUUAAACCAGGUUGGCUUGUGAGCCGUUGAUCUUAAAACCUGUAAUAUUGCUAUUUGAUGAAAAUCUUGCUUGACUGCAUCCUGAAUAUGACGAGUUGCCAUUCCAUAUACCAAAUCAAAAUCCUUCCAAAAUUGGUAAAAGGAAUGUUGAUGAUCACCAGCCGGUUAUAUAGUUUACACAUUUAGUGUUUUUCAACUGCUAACCUGCUACACUAAGAGCGAAGUUCAUAUAAUUAACUACCACAUGAUGGUAUUGUAAAUUAAUAUGUUGAGUUGUCCAUUGUAUUUCCCAUGCCGCCUUUUGGAAAUUUGCUCUGUAAAUUUUGAUAUUGUAAAAUGUAUAUUUUUGCAUCUAUAAAUAAUCAUCAGCUCAUCCUUA